This is a messenger RNA of Capronia epimyces CBS 606.96, 765 nucleotides long. RefSeq lists its product as uncharacterized. The record is from RefSeq and is a predicted model, not a curated record. Bases 1 to 765 code for a protein of 254 amino acids. The transcript has 2 exons. Lineage: Eukaryota; Fungi; Ascomycota; Eurotiomycetes; Chaetothyriales; Herpotrichiellaceae.
AUGGUCUCAACGGCAGUGUACAAUACGGCCAGCGGAUCGGACAGUGACACCCUCAUGUGUCAGGGCAGCGACUCUGGCUCAGUCAGCGAGGAACCGGGCGUCUUUUUAGGUGCCGAAGCUGGCACGGCCGCCUUUCCCAGCCCACGAACCAGCAGCACGACGCACAGAAGUGGGCAAAUGUAUCGCCGACAAGAAUCCUCCCCAACCUCCUGUGCAAAGUUCUUGCCCCAAGGGGUGAUUGAAGCACGCUCCCGCCAACGGCUCCAGCGGGAUGAGGAAAGCUGGCGAAAUUGGCAUGACGAGAAGCUUCCUCACAUCUUUUCGCAACUCAUGCCAUAUCGGCAGGUGACAUCGACGGAAAUGGAAACCACUCGCUCAAGCUCCGAAUGGGAGCCUCUAAACUCAACGUUCGUGGACGAAUACGCCCAUGUCAUCAUCAACGACACAGAGAGAUCUGAGUACGUUCUUUUCGUGCAUGACUUUGGCUUGAACAGUGAAGAAUCCGAAGGAGGCAGACGGUACGUACUCGUGACUAAGUAUUCGCUCCUCUUCCGAACCUAUCCAUUUGAGGGUCUCAAGGGUUCAGAGAAAGAAUUGGUUCUGCACUUCCGAAGCUUUGAAAACAUGGCCAAGCGACAGGAUGCCGAGUGGCUGCCGCUGGACGUGAUUUUAGCUGCCAGCUGGCUAGAAGUCGACCACGUUGUCGAGGUUCCUGAAGGUGAGAGAAUGCCCCUCAGAAAUGCCAUUCCUCCCCCUCGAUACUGA